AUUCAAAGUUUGUGCCUGUAGUAGUGAAGAAUUUAAAGGAAAUACAAAACAAGAAAAUGUCGUUAUCUAAAUCUUUUCUUAUUAAAACAAUAGAAAUGCAUACGGGUGGUGAACCUGUAAGAAUCAUUAAAAUGGGUAUUCCAGAACCCCAUGGUUCAACUAUACUUGAAAAAAGGAAGUUUAUGAAGGAGUUUUACGACGAUUAUAGAAAAUAUCUUAUGUUUGAACCAAGAGGUCAUUCAGACAUGUAUGGAGCCCUCUUAGUUAAACCUAAUCACCCUGACGCCGAUUUGGGAGUACUUUUUAUGCACAACGAGGGCUAUAGCACUAUGUGUGGUCAUGCAACAAUCGCUCUUGCCCGUUACGCAGUUGACGAGGGUUUAGUGAGCGUUUCCGAAAGUGGAUUUACCCCAGUCAGUAUAGAGUGUCCUUGUGGUCUUGUAAAUGCAUUCUAUGAUAAAAACAGUGGAAGGUCGUCAUUCAUUAGUGUGCCAGCUUUCCUUUACGAACAGGAUGUCGUAGUGCCCGUUGGAGGUUCUAUUGGAGAUGUAAAAGUUGACAUCAGCUACGGUGGAGCUUUCUACGCUCUAGUUAAUUAUUCUUCUCUAAAUUUGACACCGGAAACAGCAAAUACUGAACAAGUACGUGCUCUAGGCACAACGAUAACCAAUUAUCUUCGCCAAAACUAUAAGGUUACUCAUCCGGAAGAAGACGAUUUAAGUUUCAUCUAUGGUACCAUUAUUAUCGAUACUUUAUCAGAAAACAAGUCUACGUCUAAUGUUUGUAUAUUCGCCGAAUCAAGUAUUGAUAGAUCCCCAUGUGGUAGUGGAGUAACGGCUAGAAUCGCUUGUUUGGUGGCAAAAGAAAAUAUAGGUCUAAAAGAGGCUGUAAUUUUUCGCAAUAGUCUGACAAAGAGCGAAAUGAUAGGACAAGCUAUAGAACGAAUGAAGUGUGGUAAAUUCGAAGCUGUAAGGGUAAAGGUUGAAGGGCGUGGUUUUUAUAGUGGACGCUGCGAAUUCCAAUUAGAAGACGAUGAUUUACUUGGAAAAGGUUUUCUUAUAUAA
This is a messenger RNA of Dimorphilus gyrociliatus, 1064 nucleotides long. The record is from the annotation of a GenBank genome assembly. NCBI's taxonomy places the organism in Eukaryota, Metazoa, Annelida, Polychaeta, Dinophilidae.